Asparagus officinalis (garden asparagus) is the source of this 1191-nucleotide messenger RNA. RefSeq names its product probable calcium-binding protein CML11. Gene Ontology annotation, molecular function: calcium ion binding; enzyme regulator activity. Bases 400 to 915 code for a protein of 171 amino acids. The transcript is spliced from 2 exons. The record is from RefSeq and is a predicted model, not a curated record. Lineage: Eukaryota; Viridiplantae; Streptophyta; Magnoliopsida; Asparagales; Asparagaceae.
UUGACGGAGUCGUGCCACGACGUGGCGGUGCCUAAAGUAUGUAAAACAUUAAAAUUUACUUUAUUUUUUGGCCUUUUUGUUUUAAGAGUUUGACGCGGAUACUAAUGCCGACCAAUUCCCCGAGAAGGGAAAGGGAAAUAGAUAGCGCACCCAAUCCAAACCCUAACCCUAAUUUCAACCCUGAUCUCUCGCUUGAGAUCAGUUUCAGAUCCAGAGGGAUCCGGUCCUUUCUUCCCUCAAAACUCGGAUCCAAAUGAUCACUCCAAGAAUCACACAAUUCUGUCCAAUUUCGAUCGUUUGAUCCCAUCCAAGAUUGAUCGGUUUCUUGAAAAAAACGAGCGAAUUUGCUGGAAGAUUCUGAGACCAGAGCAUUUCAAGAUCAAGAAGACGAGAUCGGAGAUGAGCGACGGCGAGGAUGGAAAUAGUAACCCUAGGGAACCGGUGGAGCUCGACGAUGAACAGAUCGCCGAACUCCGAGAAAUCUUCAGAUCGUUCGAUCGGAACAACGACGGCAGCCUCACUCAGCUCGAGCUCGGAUCGCUUCUCCGAUCGCUCGGCCUAAAGCCGAGUCCUGAUCAGCUCGAAGCCCUAAUUCAAAAGGCUGACACUAAUAGCAAUGGCCUCAUUGAAUUCUCUGAGUUUGUAGCUUUAGUUGCUCCUGAGCUUCUACCGGCUAAAUCGCCGUACACUGAGGAGCAAUUGAAGCAGUUGUUCAAGGUGUUCGAUAGAGAUGGGAAUGGGUUUAUUACUGCGGCGGAGCUCGCUCAUUCAAUGGCGAAGCUAGGGCAUGCUUUGACGGCAAAGGAGUUGACGGGGAUGAUCAAAGAGGCGGAUACUGAUGGGGAUGGGAGGAUCAGUUUUCAGGAGUUCUCGCGGGCGAUAACAUCUGCUGCUUUUGAUAAUUCAUGGACAUGAGGGAUAGUGAGCAAGAUGGAUUGGUAAGGGAUCAACAGAGCCUGACUCGGAUAUAACUGCCCUAAGGAGACAUAAUGCAGGUGAGAAGACGUGGCUUUGAUCUAUACUCCAAUUUAUUUUCUAUUUUAAACUAAAAUGUUAAGCCACUCUCCAAGACACAGAGUUUAACUGUUUAAGUGAUAUGUUUUGAUUGUUUCUGUUCCUCAAAGAUCAAUAGGAUACAAAUUUGUGGAACUUUCUUUCCCUUCGCUGUUCUAAUUGUUUAAAAAUGCUUGU